Molecule: messenger RNA, 204 nt
Organism: Acanthamoeba castellanii str. Neff
Lineage: Eukaryota; Discosea; Longamoebia; Acanthamoebidae
Exons: 2
Coding region: 1-204 (67 amino acids)
Source: RefSeq, a predicted model, not a curated record
AUGAGGCUGGCAGAGGCCAUUCACACUCUGCCCCCGCACCGCCUCGCCGAGAUCGUGAGCAUAGUCGCUCGUAGUGUUGAGCCACGGGAGGAGAUUGAAAUCGACAUCGACCUUCUGUCGCAAGAUGUGCUGCUUGAAAUUAAGCGUGUUGUCGAUGACGAGAAAAUCAGUACCGAGCCGGCGAGUCGUGGCGCCACAGACUAG